Penaeus chinensis is the source of this 5040-nucleotide messenger RNA. RefSeq names its product eukaryotic elongation factor 2 kinase-like. Lineage: Eukaryota; Metazoa; Arthropoda; Malacostraca; Decapoda; Penaeidae. The coding region runs from base 144 to 2228 and encodes 694 amino acids. The record is from RefSeq and is a predicted model, not a curated record. The transcript is spliced from 17 exons. Gene Ontology annotation, biological process: protein phosphorylation. Gene Ontology annotation, molecular function: elongation factor-2 kinase activity; ATP binding; calmodulin binding.
AUACCAUAACAGGUAAAGAAGGUAAAGUCAGGGUCGCAAAAUCGCCUAAACGUAAACGGACGAGCAGGCGAACGUGCCGCUCAGUGUUGUUGUUAUGGUGGGAAAGAGAAGACUUGCGCAGCAAGCAUAUAUUGUUGGUCAAAAUGGUGUUAACAGAUCGUUCCGUGAGCGAAUCCUCGGAUGAUAUAAACAUCCGACCCCUGGAGCUAGAUGACCUUCGCAGAGCACAAGAGGAGAGGUCUGGGGAGCUCCACUCUCUCAGUAAGAAGAGCGAUGAUCACCAGCACUUCCCUGAGGAGAGCAGCAACCGCUUUUUCUCCGCGGUGUACGGCAUGGGCUUGAAGCGGUCGAGGGAGAAAGCCAACAAGAGCAAGGCGUUCGCUAGGAUGUGCUGGAAGAAUGCAGUUCUCAAGGUGCGUGCUCUGGGAGACCCCUGGGAGAAAUUCCAUCUGGACGCCUACAAGACGGAGAAAGCGCGUCGCCACCGCUACCACGCUCUGAGCCAGAAAUGGCACAUAGAUGAGGUCCUGGUCAAGAUGGAGGAUCAGCCUUUCAACAACGGGGCAAUGAGGCAGUGCUUCCGCAUGAAGAAACUGAGCAACUUCAGCCAUCAAGACGAUUGGGCGAGGGCACACAAUUACGUGGCAAAGAACUACAUGGACGAGAGUACCCGUAGGUCAACCUAUUUUGAGGAUGUGAAACUUCAGAUGGAUGCUAAACUCUGGGGUGAAGAAUUUAACCGGCACAACCCACCUAAAAAGGUGGACAUCUUUCAAAUGUCUGUGCUGGAGAUGUUCGAGAGGGAGGGAAGCCCCCUGUUCCACCUGGAGCACUUCAUUGAGGGGAAGUACGUCAAGUACAACUCCAACUCAGGCUUUGUGCGUUCUGAGGCUCUCAGGAUGACUCCCCAGGCCUUUUCACACUUCUCGUUCGAAAGAUCAGGCCACGAGUUGAUUGUGGUUGAUAUCCAGGGUGUUGGUGACCUGUACACAGAUCCCCAGAUUCAUACAGCAAAGGGUGAUGAUUACGGUGACGGAAAUCUCGGCACACGUGGCAUGGCCCUGUUCCUGCACUCGCACAGGUGCAACACCAUUUGCAAGAGCCUUGGCCUCACCCCCUUUGACCUGGCUCCCUCAGAAAUGAAGGCCAAUGAGAACAAGCUCAACCUGGAGUCGUGUAAGACCGUUGCUCGCGGGACAGAAGAGGUAGUGGUUACUCCAUCGGAAGAGGAAAAAGAGCACAUCCAGGAGUAUAUCCGCAUGAGAUCCCUGUCACAGGGUUAUGGAUCGGGGGACGAGAAGCCGAGGAUCAAGCUGAACUCCAUUAGCUCCAUCGACUCAUUGGAAAGCGAUGAUUUCCACAUCAUGUCAGAGAGUGAGGACUCGGCUGUGGAUUCUACACGUAGGGAACGCCGCGGCCCGGACGUGAGGCUGAGGUUUGACUCUACCUGCGACUCUGGGACAGAUACCAUGAACAAGGAGAAGGAGAUGCUGCAGUUCAAGGAGAUGGUGCAGCGAAAGGCCCGUCCAUCUCACGUGCUGGGGGAGAUGGAGCACAGGCGGUUGGUAGAGACACUGGAGGAGAACCACAACAAGACUGGUGGCUCCAUUCUUGGCCAGGUACAUUUGGACCUUGCAAAGUAUCAUGAACUUAGCAGGUUCGUCGAGGAAUCUGAAACAUAUGACCGCGAGGCAGCUAUCUUCCACGUGGAUCAAGCUGCCAAGUGCGGCAUCCUCGAGGCCAUCAAGACCAUGGCAAAUCUGCACUUGGGUCUCCAGCAUGAUAUUCUACCAGACAUUGAGCUUGAUGAAAACAGGCAAGAUGCUGAGGCUGGGUUCGAUUACCUGAUCACAGCAGCUGAAGCCAAUGAUCGUGCUGCUAUGAUUCAUGUUGCCAAGGCCUAUGAAACAGGUGUAGGACUCCCAUCCACCAGGGAAAGGGAUUGGGUCAAGGCUGUGUACUGGCUGGAGAAAGUGGUGAAUACAAACUCAGAGGAUGAGGAAGGUGAUUUCAACUCCACCCUGGAUGAUCCUUCAUAUCAACUAGUGGCAAAGGAAGCCAUGAUGUAUUGGUCUGGGGGCCAUGGCCUUGCAAAAGACCCAAAUAAAGCUGGAGAACUUUUCAGUUGGGCUGCAGAGCUUGCUACAGAAGCCAUGAAAGGCAAAUUGGCAUCCAAGUACUACAUGCAGGCUGAGGAGGCUUGGGCAGAGUGUGAAGUGGAAGAGUAAGGAGAAGAGGACUUCCAUACAUGAAGAAGUACUUCAAAAUGUAACUCGCAAAAAUGUGGACAAAUGAGUUACUGCCGUGGAGAAUUCUUCAGGUGCUAAAAUGCCAUGUGAUAGUGGGAUCACAGUAGACUAGAUUUUUUUCAUUACUUUUAGGGUUUUUACUUUGCGAAUACCUUUGGCACUAUGUUUACACCUUCCACUUCUUGAGGAAAAUGAGUGGAUUACACAGCUAUGGGGAAACGAUACUUUAUGUUGAAAGUCACGAGGGAUGUUUCACCCUCGUUUUCCUUUCAGAGGCCCCAUGGUUUCAUUUCCCAUUUUAUCCUAUCUCUUUUUGAUAUAGAAUCCCUGAAUGCUAGUCAUAUGUUAAGUGUUUUAUGUCUUUUUUUUUUUUGUACCCAGUGAUUUUGAAAUACAGUGAUAUCAAGGUGGCUUUUUAUUAUCAAGUUCAUAAUAGGUAGAUUGCAGUGUAACUCCCUUUCUUUCUUUCUUUUUUUUCCUUUUUUUGUUUUUCUUCUUUCUUUUCUUCUUCUUUUCCCUUUUUUUUUUUCUAUCUUUUUCAUAGUUUUCUGUUGUUUAGUUCUAAUUGUUUAUUAGUUUUAUAUCAUCUUUCCAUCAUUACUACAUAAUUCCAUUUUGUUUGGGUCAUUUCACGAGAGACUCGCUGUUUGUAUCUCAUAGAGCAGAUCAGUGUGAGCUCUCCCCUGUGCUACUACCUUUUGCUCAUUCCUUUCCUUCUCCACAUUUGUUAAGUGUGGAUGCAAUAUAAAUGUAAAAAAGAAAAAAAGAAAAUAUUUUUUGCUAUCAGAAUGACUACCAUAUUUGCAGGUGUUGGUAUCUCAUAAAAUAUGUAAUGUAUAUAGGUACACUUAGUUACAAAUGCCAGCAGAAUGUAGAAUGAGGCGGAAUGAUAUGAAUUCCUAUUGCCUUUGUAUUCCUUUAUUUUGUGCUUUGGUAAUGUUUAAGGAAUCAUGUAUUUUCCAUGAUUGUUAUUUUGGCAAAGAAGCUAAACCACGAAGGGAAAUAUCUGGACGUUUUAUAAUGCCGAGUUCCUUUUUGUACACUUCCACAUUAAGGAUAAGUCUUUCUAGGGUUACAUGACUGUGUCUUAUGGUAUUUUCCUUUUUUCCUCCUCUUUCAUGCAUCAUUUUAGUUUUACGUUUCAUUCUUUUUUGACAAAUGAUGUAAUCCAAGUAAUGAUUGUCUGUAUUUUGCUCUCAUCAGUGACAUUGUCAUCAUCAUUAUCAUCAUUUUACUCAUGUGUCCAUAACACUGCCAUUAGUUCAGUUCUAUCACUCCAGUUUUGACAAGUUUGUUUAUACAGUUUUAUUUGCUCAGAAUACAUACUUCUGAAGACCAGAUGGGUAGAAUUCUUAUGCCCCAUAUUAUUAGACACAUUUGAAUUUCUCAGCAGUCUUUAAAAGCUUCUCUUCACCCAUGAAACAACGGCAAGGAUAAGUCAAGACCCAGCAUCAGUUUUGGCAUUGCAUUUUUUGAUGCUAGGGAGACUGGUUUAUGCCAUGUGCCAUAGCUUGCAUGGGUCUCCCACAUGUAAACAUCUCAUUUUUAAUGAUGCUACAAGUAUAAAUAAUUUUUGCUAGAGGUGCCUGUUGCAUUGUGGGAAAUGGCACUCUUCAGUUUGAUGAUGACUUGUCAUUUUUUCUGUCCAUGGUUGUGAUGAACCACUCAUCAAGGUGAAUGUACUUAGGUGUGCUCUCUUUCACUGGCUAAUAUUUUUACUGAAUGUUUAUGUAAGUUCAAUUUGAUAACUUUAUAGACUUUAAGAUUGCAGUUACAAAUUACAUAUGGAAAUGCUAAUCCAAGUUGUAGUUAGCUGUAAAAAGGUGAAAAAUGCCGGUUUGAAAUUUUUCCUUUAAAAAUGACCAAUUAUUUUGUCUUUUUGUAAGUACUAUGUUUACUCCCUCUUUCUUAAGGGAAACAAAAAAAAACAAAAAACAGAAGUUGAAAUAUACAUGUCAGAAUCAUGUGAAUAGACAUGUAUGGAUUGUUCCUGUUGACAAUGUAUUGAAAUGGUAAAAAUUAUUUAAUAAUCAGUCUCAUUCUGUUGUCUUCCGAGUUAUGAUUUAAAGGUUGCUGCUCUUCUGAUGUUUGAAGGAAAAGAGUUUGUCAGGAAUAUGGAUGGCUUUUAUUUUUUGGCCUUUUGCUAUAUAAAGGGACAGGAAUUUAGUGGACUAUAUAUGUAGAUUACAUGUACUAUUUGUGGUGUAAGGUAAUAGCCAGUGCUAGCUGUUAUUUCUUUUCCUGUUGCCUGUGUUUUAUGUUGACGGAGCAAUUGUUCCAGCAACAGGAAUUGGCUGUAGCAGAAUGUACAGCAUUGCAAGGAUGUGCAUUUUUUAAGCAUCUGGGAUCACAUUGCAUUACAUGAGUCUAUUUUUAAAAAGCUGUUGCAUAUAUCUUGUUUACUGGCAUAGUUUAUGGUAAAAGAAGAACCUUAUUCUUCAGAUUUGAAUAAUGUAUUUAGUAUGGAUGAGAAACGGUUCUGGGUGUUUGCACAGUGUCGUAUCUUUUUUUUUUGUUCAUUAAUCUUGAUGGCAUCUAUAUAAUUUAUAUAGAUAACAUCUUCAGGUUCUCUUGUAUUGUAGCACAAGAGAUAGCAGAUACUGAUUUGUCCUUUAAUUCUGUUUAUUCUAAGAUUAGAUAAGUUUAUGAUGGUGGAAGGCCACUCUUAUGUACAAGUGGUUUUCCAAAAUGUAUUUAUAUCUGUGAUUGUAUUGUGAGGUCUGUUCCAUAUUAUUGUUUUGCCUCCCUUAUACUACAUAAAAGUACAAAUAAAAAGCAGUGCAUACAAGAA